AUGCGUGCUAAAUCUACUCGUACUGCAAAAAGACAAACCCCUCUCUCGUUCCAAGCUACAUCUGGUAUUGAGACGCGAACGGUAGAAUCUUCUCAAUCAACGGAACCGAACUACAGUGAAAUGUCUGCAUCUGACCUCAUUAGCUCUAUUGCGGAACGGAACAAAGACCCUGUUAUAGGCAAAAUGCUGACAGUACUUGCUGAAAAAGUUAAAACGGAUUUUGUCGAACAGUUGGAAGCAGACAAACGGUCACGUAGCAUAGUUAUAAGUGGUCUGCCUGAGUCUGGGGGUUCCUCGUCUUCCUCAGGGAAGCUGGACGACUUUGAGGACGAAGUCAACGAUAUUUUUCUCGCGCUUAAUGUAAGCUGUCGCCCGAUUGACCUGUAUCGGAUGGGAAAACCUAAUCUCUCUCGUCCGCGCCUAGUAAAAGUCGUCCUCCCGCCUCAGUUCUGCUGGCGUCGUGUCCUUGCUAAUGCGCGUCUUCUUCAAAGUGUUGGUCUUCCCAAUGUUUAUAUACGCAGAAGAAGGCCCCCAUAUGAAAGGAAGCGUGAGUAUGAACUAAGGCAGGAGGCACGAGAGCGUAACAAAGAAGUACUCAGCGAUCUUGCUAUUGUAAAUCAUCAUGCAGUCAUUCUUGGCGACUUUAAUCUGCAUAUAGAUUGGGUCAACUCAAUAGCUUUUAACGCGGCUUCAUCGCUUUAUUUGGAUUUCUUCUCUAAUGCCGGGUUACUUCAAAAUGUGAACCUGCCUACCCACUCCGAUAGAAUUCUUGACAUUAUCCUUACUCCUGGCAUUUAUACUCUUGACGUCAAGCUUCUUCCGCCGCUACCCUCAUCCGACCUCGCUAUUAUCCAUUUUGAUUCACCUGUAAUUAUGUUAGCACCAGGAAAUCCUAUGCCCAACUUUUUUCAUGCCAACUACUCCUCUUUGAACAAUUAUUUUUCCGGCGUUUAUUGGUUUACUAUUUUUGAUCAAUACUCCUUAUGUUCUGACAUCUAUUCCAGAUUCUGUAAGAAGGUUUACGAGGGUUUGGCCAAAUUUGUUCCUUUUCGAUUCCCUCGCUCUUUUUCCUUGAAACUACCAUGUCAACUGAAAUCUUCGUACUCUCAGAGGCUACGUCUUUUUGAGGAGUUAGAUGACCCCUUACGUAGUUCACUAUACAAGGAAGUAUGUUCUGACAUUGACUUCCAUAUGAAGAGAUACCAUGCUUAUCGGGAGCGACGCUUAUUGCGCAGAGAAUCCAUGGAGCCCUUCUAUUUAUACUUAAGACAUAGAAUGAAGGGGAAUGCAAGGCUUCCGAUUCUCGUGGAUCAGACAGGAGCCACCUAUGUUACAGAUACUGAUAAAGCUAAAGCUCUAUCUGUGCAUUUUGCAAAUGUCUUUUCUUCAACCUGCAGCGAUAUCAUUCCAGAAAUUGUUGGCAUAGCUCCUGUCCAACAGCAGUGCAGUAACAUGCUUUUCCACCCCACUGAUAUUUACAAACACCUAAAAUCUCUUAAGCCGUCGGUUAGUGAAACGUAUGAUGGAAUCCCACCUAUUGUAUAUGAGGAGUGUGCUGCUACUUUAUCUCCUCCUCUAGUUCACAUCUUCAACAUCUCAUUAUCAUUAGGUGAAGUCCCAGAAGGCUGGAAAAACGCCAUUGUCACAGCCAUUCCAAAUUCUCCAAUACAAGUUUACUUGAAUCAACGAACAACUGCUGCAGUUCGAACACCAGCCGGAUGUACAACACCGUUUGAAGUGGUAACUGGAGUAAGACAAGGGGCGGUGGCAGGACCCUUCCUGUUCAAUUUCGCCAUCGACGACAUUAUGCGAAGAACAGUCGACCAGUGUCCUGCCGACAUUGUCUUAGCACCAUCACCGUGCCCAUUAGCUGACUACCAGAGACCGGUAGAUCGCCUUGUCCAACGAGUUCUGAAGAGUUCGUCGAGUUUGAACUGGAAGAAGCCACCUGGGCGAAAACGGAAGUUCUGGACUGAGGUGAUAAAAGAGGACCUGAGGACACUCGGCGUGGAUAGGCAGUUCAGACGAGACGUAAGAUUGUUAGCUCGCCCCACCAAAAUGACGGAUUCAAAGUACUUCACAACCACCAAGAAGGGUGAAAUAUUUGAACUCAAGACUGAGCUGAACUCAGACAAAAAAGAAAAGAAGCGAGAAGCUGUCAAGAAAGUCAUUGCAAGUAUGACUGUAGGGAAGGAUGUUAGUGCUCUCUUCCCGGAUGUCGUCAACUGUAUGCAGACGGACAAUGUGGAGUUGAAGAAGCUUGUUUAUUUGUAUCUUAUGAAUUAUGCUAAGAGCCAACCGGAUCUUGCUAUAAUGGCUGUAAACACUUUUGUCAAGGACUGCGAAGAUCCGAACCCACUGAUCCGAGCUCUCGCAGUCCGGACCAUGGGAUGCAUUCGAGUUGAAAAGAUUACUGAAUAUCUUUGCGAGCCUUUGCGUAAAUGUAUGAAGGACGAAGACCCAUAUGUGCGUAAAACGGCAGCAGUCUGCGUGGCAAAACUUCAUGAUAUGAACCCUAAAUUAGUAGAAGAGCAAGGUUUUGUUGAACUUCUUAACGAUCUCCUUUCUGAUGCUAAUCCAAUGGUAGUUGCUAAUGCUGUAGCUGCCUUAACGGAGAUUAACGAGCAAAGACCACUUAUCGAGGUAAACAGCCAGAUGGUGAACAAAUUGCUAACUGCUUUGAACGAGUGCACGGAGUGGGGCCAAGUCUUCAUUCUGGAUGCCCUUGCCAGUUAUCGACCCCGUGACGAAAGGGAGGCUCAGAACAUAUGUGAACGCAUAUCUCCUCGCCUUGCGCAUGCCAAUGCGGCAGUCGUUCUUUCUACUGUGAAAGUUCUCAUGAAAUUAGUAGACAUGCUGCCUUCUGACUCUGAGUUCAUAAAUCAGCUAACCAAAAAACUAGCACCUCCAAUGGUUACCUUACUUUCGGCUGAGCCGGAAAUCCAGUACGUUGCCCUUCGAAACAUUAAUCUUAUUGUCCAGAAGAGGCCGGACAUAUUGAAACAAGAGAUGAAGGUAUUUUUCGUUAAAUACAACGAUCCAAUCUAUGUUAAAAUGGAAAAGCUGGACAUCAUGAUUCGCCUUGCACAGCAGAACAAUAUUGCUCAGGUGCUAAGCGAGCUCAAAGAGUACGCCACUGAAGUGGAUGUCGAUUUUGUUCGUAAAUCUGUUCGUGCUAUUGGCCGAUGUGCCAUAAAGGUAGAGGCUAGCAGUGAGCGCUGCGUUGCCACCCUCUUAGAGCUUAUCCAGACGAAGGUUAACUAUGUUGUGCAGGAAGCUGUUGUUGUUAUAAAGGAUAUCUUCCGUAAAUAUCCGAAUCGCUAUGAAAGUAUCAUAUCUACUUUAUGUGAGAAUUUGGAUACAUUAGAUGAACCUGAAGCUCGGGCCUCUAUGAUAUGGAUUAUUGGCGAAUACGCCGAAAGGAUUGAUAAUGCGGAUGAAUUACUCGAGAGUUUUGUUGAAGGAUUUCAUGACGAAAACACUCAAGUCCAGCUGCAACUUCUUACUGCUGUAGUGAAAUUGUUCUUGAAGAGACCUACUGAUACUCAACAGCUAGUCCAACGUGUUUUGUCCCUAGCCACACAAGAUAGUGAUAAUCCUGACUUGAGAGAUCGUGGAUAUAUUUACUGGCGACUAUUGUCCGCAGACCCAGCUGCGGCAAAACAGGUAGUUUUGGCGGAGAAACCUCUCAUCUCCGAGGAGACGGAUUUAUUGGAACCUUCACUGCUAGAUCAGUUGGUUUGUCAUAUCGGGAGCUUGGCUUCUGUGUACCACAAGCCUCCUUCUUCGUUUGUAGAUGGGACGAGACAACCGCUGCGUUCCGGUACUGGUGUGACAAACGGCCAAUCGUCUAUCGACUCUACAGGUGGAUCUGCAUCAGGCGCAAAUCGACCUUCUGCCCCCACGGUCAUUCCUUCACAGGAUACCCUCAUUGCUGACCUUCUAUCUCUCGACAUCUCUACCCCUAUGGGCGUACAAGUGAACGCUAUGCCAGCAUAUGUGCCGAUGGCGUCAUCAGGAGGCCUAGAUGAUCUACUAGGUCUCGGUGGUCCUUCUCUUGUGGAUGCUGCUCCUCCAGUUCCUGCUGCAACUACGUUUGAUCCUCUUGCCAACCUCGGUUUCGGUGGUCCUGUUACUGCCCCUGUUGCUGCUACCCCAACAGCAACCGCAGCACCUGCUUCUUUAGGUGGUCUGGGAGAUAUCUUCAGUGGAUCCUUAGGAAUUAUAGAGACCGUAGCAUCAGGAUAUCAAGCGCCAAAACAGCUGUGGUUGGACGCAGCUAGGGGCAAAGGCACACAAAUAGAAGGUACUUUCAUUCGACGUGGUGGAGCUAUUCAUAUGGAGAUGACAUUCACAAACAAGGCAAUGCAACCUUUGUCGGGAUUCGCGAUCCAGUUCAACAAGAACUCGUUUGGCUUGGUACCUGCUGAACCUUUGAGGGUUCCUACGCCUCUUGUGCCUGGACAAAGUGCUAAUGUAACAUUGCGGUGUGACACCACUGGAGCUGUGCAAAGAAUGGAGCCGCUCACAAAUUUACAAGGGAAGCCUUCUUAA
Molecule: messenger RNA, 4554 nt
Organism: Necator americanus (New World hookworm)
Lineage: Eukaryota; Metazoa; Nematoda; Chromadorea; Rhabditida; Ancylostomatidae
Exons: 27
Coding region: 1-4554 (1517 amino acids)
Biological process (GO): intracellular protein transport; vesicle-mediated transport
Cellular component (GO): clathrin adaptor complex; membrane coat
Molecular function (GO): clathrin binding
Source: RefSeq, a predicted model, not a curated record